UCCCAUCUGCUACAGCUCGGAGCAAACUUCUGCUUCUGCAGACACUGGGUGCACUUCUCUUUUGCACCUCCGAGAGACGGCGCAAUCACCGGGGAGCGGGACCAUCCCAGAAAGUCAUCCCAAGGGCAGGGUGGGAGCCAGCAGGGCUCAGGGCUUGCCCAGCACUUCCCCACAUGGCCCAGAGCGUGGUAUAUGCUGACCUGAGGUUUGCCAAGGUGAUGGGGGGCCGGAGCAUGGCCAGCCAGGCGCUGGAGGCAGCCCUUGGCAUGGACGAGGCUGAGAGCCCCUACGAGAACAUGCAGCCAGCACCGGUGGGGCAGGAUGGGGACGGGGCCCAGCCCAGUCCAGAGCGCUGGUCCUGGCGGUGGUGCAUCCGUGUGGGGCUGCUGGCAACCUGCCUGCUGCUGCUGGUGGCCACUGUGGCCUUUGGGGCUUGCUACUGGCAGGUCACCCGCAGGCUGCAGGACGCUUCCCGUGAGCUCGUGGCCGAGCAGGACCGCCUCGAGUGGGAGGUGAGCGUGCGGGAGGAGAGCCUGGAGCAGAUGCGGCUGGAGCUGUCGCGGGCCAGAGCGGAGCUGCAGCGAGCGUGGCGGGAGGGCAACAGCAGCCGGUUGGAGCUGGGGAGCCUGAACGCCGAGCUGGGGCGCGUGAUGGGGGUCCUGGGGCAGACGGAGAAGGAGAUGAAGGAGGUGCAGGGGAAGCUCAACAACAGCGAGAACACUGUGGCCAUCCUGCGCUCCUGCACGGCUGUAGAUUGCUGCCCUUCAGGCUGGCUGCUGUACAGGGGCAAGUGCCUCUUCAUCUCAUCGGAGAAAAAGACCUGGGAGGACAGCAGAGAUGAGUGCGAGAGGAAAUAUUCUCAGCUCCUGGUCACCAAAUCCUGGAGUCGCUGGACCGUGCCGACCUUUCUGAAGAACGCGGACAUCCCGUACUGGAUUGGGCUGCAGAAGGGCAGUUUCCCCUGGUAUGACUAUGGCUGGCUGGAGGAAGGGGACCCGGAUGGCGAAGGGGUCUCAGAUGCCUGGUUCUGGGUGGACGGCUCCCUUUAUGAAAGGCCAUGGCAGUCAAAGUCGAACGGCUCCUGUGCCAUAAUAAGCCGCGGAAACAUCAAACCCACCCAGUGUGCCGGUCCUGACGACCUGCACUUCUGGAUCUGCGAGAAGGCGGCGGGGCCGAGCUCCCCUUUCAUGGGAUGAUGCCCCAGCACCGCUGUGCACCUGCGCUCCUCACCGCCUCCGCUUCAGCCCUGCUGCACCCCUGCCCAGGAUGUCGCAUCCAUGCAAGCAACCCCCCUUCCCUCUCACUGACCCUUGUCCAUGCGCUGCCCGGGUCCUUCCCAGCAAUGCCCAGCGAUGCUCCAGCAUCACGCAGGCUGGGGGAGGUGGUGGCUGUGGCCGUUUCCCCCCAGCUGAUGUGCUUCAGCAGAGCGGUACGGGCCCUACGGCUCAGACCCACACCUGCAUGGGGUAUGCUGGGUCUUCCUGAGCACAGGGACUGGUGUGUGAUGGGGAGCGCGGACCCGGCCACACAGCAGAGCAAGCCCCGAUGUUCAGCGCUGCAGCCAUGCAACAUCCCCAGUGCAGAGCGCUGGCAUGAAAGGAUAAGGGAGUAGGGGACAGCACAGCCCCACAGCCGGCCAGGCCUCCUCCCCACGGCAGAGACUUUCUCCCUGGCCCCAUCACGAGAGCAGCUUGUCCACAGCUUUUGGGCAAAGACAGCAACCAACAGCCUCAGUGCCAGGGAGCGAAGCUGCCCGUGAACUGUCUGGUGCUUGUGCUGGAGGCUGGGUUUUUUUUUUUGCUAAUUAGAAAGUAGAGCAAUGACCUUCAGGAUUGUACAGUGUGAUGGUGCCUUUCAAAAGCAAAAGUAACUCUGGCACUUUGCAGCGGCUGACGCUUUGCGAGACAGGUAGUCAAGACUUUAAAUAGUUACUACACACGUGCACGUGUGAAGAUUAACCAAAAUAGCCCUGAUGUAACAUUGCAGCCAAGCAAGAGCAGAGGAAGUCAUGUUCAACCAGGCGGAAACCCUCUCAGUUUAUUAUGGGGUUGCGUGUGCCAUGUAUAGUUGAUUAACUGCUAUGUGAAUUAGCUUGCUUGAAGAGCAAAAGGGUGUUAAAGGCAGGCUUUUUGGAGGUGGCACAUGUCACUCGUCUCUUGCCCGCCAGCUGAACCCACUUUGUAGCAAUAAAGAGUCACAGUUCGUC
Tyto alba (common barn owl) is the source of this 2206-nucleotide messenger RNA. Its product is annotated as B-cell differentiation antigen CD72-like. The transcript is spliced from 8 exons. Gene Ontology annotation, cellular component: plasma membrane. The record is from RefSeq and is a predicted model, not a curated record. The coding region runs from base 174 to 1196 and encodes 340 amino acids. NCBI's taxonomy places the organism in Eukaryota, Metazoa, Chordata, Aves, Strigiformes, Tytonidae. Gene Ontology annotation, molecular function: transmembrane signaling receptor activity.